AACGUUUUGAAAAUAUGAAUUUCUAUGCUUGCUGUUUCCAUUUUACACAAGCAUGUAAAAGAAAUGCAAUCAAAACUAUUGGUUUGGAUAAAAUGCUUUCGUGCAGGAAACUUGCGUAUAUGCUGUUUAUGAAAUUUACCUCUUUUACCGGAAUGCAAGAUUGUUGAAGCAUUUAGUCUUCUUGAAGCUCAAGCCACAGCCUUAGAUAAGAAGAUGUUUUCGCCCUUUUUAAAAUAUUUUAAGAAGCAGUGGCUUAAGAAGCAUCGCGCUCAAAAAAUUAUGGAUGCAAUGGAUUUGUUUGACAAGGGAGAAAUUGACAUACAGGGUUUUUUGACACUUAUCGUUUCGCUAAAUGACUGUUUUAAUAAACAGGACCUGUUCGACAGUGUGCAUAUGGAUUCCAAUUUGUCGGGAAUGUCAUCUGAAAUGAAGGCAUCAACAUUAUCGCUUUCGACGAGUGACUCAAACACUAGUCAAAUAUCCGAUUCAUCUAUAUUUCAAAUGAAUCCCUGCAAUCAUGUUGGGAUCAAAUUCUGGCUCAUAAUCAAGAACAGAACGAUGAUCCUAACGAUCCUGGCAGUGGUGAACCAAAAUGUCCAACGUGUCAAAAAGUUGUUAAAGAAGCUAUCCAAUUUGUGCGUCCGUCUUUAUAGUGAAAAAACAUAA
This is a messenger RNA of Drosophila sulfurigaster albostrigata, 666 nucleotides long. RefSeq lists its product as uncharacterized. The transcript has 5 exons. The record is from RefSeq and is a predicted model, not a curated record. Bases 214 to 666 code for a protein of 150 amino acids. Lineage: Eukaryota; Metazoa; Arthropoda; Insecta; Diptera; Drosophilidae.